AUGCAACGUUAUAAAUGUUUAAAGAAGAAUGCAAUUUUACGACAGCAUUUUUUUUGUCAAUAUGUACCAACUUUAAAUAAAAAAUUUCAGAUCAGUUGUGAAGAAACCAAAAGAAGUUACAAAAAAGUAAAACAGUUGAAUUUCAAUUUUACAUUACUUGGUUGCUACAUUAGUCAGAAAAACAAAAAUAAUGAAUAUCUUUCUAACACUUUAAAUAAAUUUUUUUUUUUAUAUAUAACUCAAAAAAAAAAGAAAAAAAAAAAAAAAUUAUAUGAUUCACUAAGUACUAUUUUUAACGACAAGCAUAUUUUAUUAAAUGCUCUAAAACAAAAUCAGAAUAAAAUAGUUGACACACGCAAUCAUGAUUACAUUGUAAAUAACAGAUCCCCUAACGAUAAAUACGCGGUGGAAUUCACUUUUCUAAGCAAAAUUAGAAACAAUGUGUCUUCAGAUAACUAUGCCUCCUUAUUUAGUACUUACACAAAAGGAAAAGAAAAGGCAGAAAGUUAUAAUUCAAUGCACUGUUCCAUAGAACAUCCUAAAAAUAAAUUGAUAUACCCAAAUAAUUAUUAUCCCUUUGGAGAAGGAAUAACUAAAGGGUAUUUCUUAUACAACUGCGUUAAUCAAAAGCAUUUUGGAACCUGUGCAACAGGGGAUAAAGAAAGGAAGGAAAAAAACGAGAAAAAGGGAAAUAACGAAAAAAUAGAAAAAAAAGAAAAACAAAAAAAAUGGAUGAAAAUUUUCUCGAAUGCGGACGGUGCGAAAAAUAGCUCUCCCCAGAACAAUGACGCCAAACAUGUCAAAUCAUGGGACAAGGAAAAGGGGGAAAGCUCCAAAACAUAUGCAAACAAAUUUAACAUGAAUGAGGAUAAAUUGAAGAAUGAAUACGAAGAAGUAAAUGUAAAAGAAUUAGAUAAGACACUACUUAAUUUAGAAAAAUUAUACGACAAUAAAGAUAGCAAAAUAAAUGUAAACAUUAAAAUGUUAGUAUAUGUUUUUAAAAAUUUUAUACAUAAAAAUAAGGAAUUAAAAGCGAAAAUUUUUUUUUCAUUUAUUUUUUUACUGUGUUCCAAAAUAUCCAUAAUAUAUACACCCAUCCUGUUAUCAUCAUUUAUUGAAAAUGUGAAUAUACAAAAAAGUUUAAAUGAUCAAAUAGAUAUGUCCUUUUUAAAUAAUUCCAGUAUUAUAAUUUUAUCAUCGUAUAUACUAUCUCGAGUUUUGUCAUCUACGUUAAAUGAAUUAAGAAAUAGUGUUUUUAAUACCAUAAGUCAACGCAUCUCAACUUUCGUAAGUAAACUGUUUUUCUACAAAAUACAUAAUUUACACUUAAGUUAUAUAUUGUCGAAAAAAAAUGGGGAACUAUCCUUCAUAUUUAACAGAGGAUGUAAAAGUAUUACUAAUUUAUUAAAUGUAAUCGUUUUUCAAAUAAUUCCAAUCAUUAUAGAAUUCUUUUUAUAUUUAUGUAUAUUAACUUAUAAAAUACACUACAGCGUUUCCAUUGUCACAUGCUUAAAUAUGCUGUUAUAUAUUAUUUUCACAACCUUAGUAACGAAAAGAAGAACAAUUAUUAGAAAAUAUAUGAACAAAGCAGAACAAAAUACGUUUAAUAUAUUUUUAGACUCUAUACAGAAUAUAGAACAAGUUAAAUAUUAUACCAACGAAAUACAUGAAUUAAACAAAUUUAUAAAAGAACAGGAAAAAUACGAAAAAGAAGCUAUAAAUGUUCAAAAAUCUUUGUCCUUUUUAAAUUUUGGUCAACAAAUUAUUUUAAAUUUUAAUUUAUUUCUUUGUUUAUAUUUGACCUAUUUAAAUAUAGCAAAUGCCAUUUUCCCAUUUAGUUACUUGAUAUUAGUAAACACCUUGCUAUUUCAGCUAGCUAUGCCAUUAAACAUGUUUGGUACUAUCUAUCGAGAAACGAAGCUAAGUCUAGUUGAUAUAGAAUGCAUGGUCAAAAUUUUGGUAAAAAAAAUAAAAUCUCCAGAUUAUUCUAACAACCUGCAAAUACAAAGGGGGGACAUCAAAUUUGAAAACGUUUCCUUUAAGUACCCAGUGCCUGACGAAAAAAUGGAUCCCGAAGAAAUUAUUAGCAGUAGUAGUAGCAAUAGCAGUAUUAGUAGCAAUAGCAGUAUUAGUAGCAAUAGCAGUAGUAGUAGCAAUAGCAGUAGUAGUAGCAAUAGCAGUAGUAGUAGCAAUAGCAGUAGUAGUAGCAAUAGCAGCAGUGUAGCAAUAGCAGCAGUCGUAGCAAUAGCAGCAGUCGUAGCAAUAGCAGCAGUCGUAGCAAUAGCAGCAGUCGUAGCAAUAGCAGCAAUCGUAGCAAUAGCAGCAGUCGUAGCAGUGAUAAUGAUACUAAAGGGAAGAAGGGGAGCAGAUAAUACAGAUAUAAACACCAUGAGUGAAGAUAUAAGAACAAAUUUGAACAAUGAAAUAAAAAAAAAUAUAAGAACACAACUUAAGGAAAAUAAUUAUAUAUUUCAAAAUUUCACGUGUCAUAUUGAACAUGGAGAAAAAGUAGCUAUUAUUGGAAAAAGCGGCCUAGGAAAAAGUACCUUAGUAAAACUGUUAUUAAGAUUAUAUGAAAUAGAUAGUGGAAAUAUAUAUAUUGAUAAUAAAAAUAUUGAAAAUAUUAAUUUAUACACACUAAGAAAAAGUAUAAGUAUUGUUCCACAAGAUACUAUAUUAUUUAAUAAUACAAUAUUGUAUAAUAUAAAAUAUGGAAAUUUUCAAUGUACUGAUAGAGAAAUAAUGGAAGCAUCGAUUAAAUCAGAACUACAUGAAAAAAUACUACGAAUGGAAAAACAAUAUGAUACCAUUGUCGGUGAAAGAGGUACCAAAUUAUCAAUUGGAGAAAAACAAAGAAUAUGUAUAGCUAGGUGUUUUUUAAAAAAUUCAAAAAUUAUUGUUCUAGAUGAACAUGCAAGUAACUUAGAUAUUGAAAAUAAAAAAUCCAUCGAAAAGGCUUUGCACAAUCUGUGCUUGGGAAAAACAACUUUUAUUAUUACACAUGUAAUGGAUAAUUUACAAAAUAUGAACAAAAUUAUUUUCUUUUCCGGUAAAAACAUAUAUGUAGGUAGUCACAACCAACUGAUGAAUGAAUACAUAACUUACCGGGAUUACUACAGCUCGAAAAAUAAUGAGCUACUUUAA
Molecule: messenger RNA, 3144 nt
Organism: Plasmodium malariae
Lineage: Eukaryota; Apicomplexa; Aconoidasida; Haemosporida; Plasmodiidae
Gene: ABCB6
Product: ABC transporter B family member 6, putative
Exons: 2
Coding region: 1-3144 (1047 amino acids)
Biological process (GO): transmembrane transport
Cellular component (GO): membrane
Molecular function (GO): ATP binding; ATP hydrolysis activity; ABC-type transporter activity
Source: RefSeq, a predicted model, not a curated record